GUGGGGGCCUGCCGAGUGCCGCGGCGGCCGCCGGGCGAGUGGGAUGGUGAAGAGGAAGAGGGCGCAGUCCGAGGUGGAAUCGGAAGAGGCGCUUCAGUUGGAGGAGGAGGAAGAUCAUAGGGAGGAUAAGGACGAGGUUGGCUACGUGAUGUACAGAAGCAUUGAAAAGACAAAACCAUGUGUUUACAGGGACAGGGAGGAAUGGGCAGAUAUUGAACCCGUCCCUCAAAACGAUGGCCCAAAUCCCGUUGUGCAGAUCAUCUACAGUGAAAAGUUUCGAGAUGUCUAUGAUUACUUCCGGGCUGUUCUGCAGCGGGAUGAGAGAAGCGAAAGAGCUUUCAAGCUAACAGCAGAUGCCAUUGAGUUAAAUGCUGCAAACUACACAGUUUGGCAUUUUCGGAGAGUUCUGCUGCAGUCUUUGGGAAAGGAUCUCCACGAGGAACUGAAGUAUAUUACAGCUAUCAUUGAAGAUCAGCCAAAGAACUACCAAGUCUGGCAUCACAGACGAGUUUUGGUGGAGUGGUUGCAGGAUCCAUCCCAAGAGCUUGAGUUCAUAGCUGACAUUCUUAACCAAGAUGCCAAAAAUUACCAUGCAUGGCAACACAGACAAUGGGUUAUUCAGGAGUUCAAAUUAUGGGACAAUGAACUGGAAUAUGUAGACCAGCUUUUGAGAGAAGAUGUGAGAAACAACUCAGUUUGGAACCAACGUCACUUUGUAAUUUUCAACACCACUGGCUACGAUGACCCAGCAGUCCUAGACAGAGAAGUCCGAUACACUCUUGAGAUGAUCACAGCAGUGCCACAUAAUGAAAGUGCUUGGAACUAUUUAAAAGGGAUCCUGCAGGACUAUGGUCUUUCUAAGUAUCCAAAUCUGUUGGAGCAGCUGUUGAAUUUACAGCCCAGCCACAGUUCACCCUAUCUUAUUGCCUUUCUUGUGGACAUAUAUGAAGAUAUGCUUGAAAACCAGUGUGAUAACAAGGAAGAAACACUAAACAAGGCUUUGGAGCUGUGUGAAAUCCUGGCCAACGAAAAGGACACCAUUCGAAAGAAAUACUGGAGAUACAUUGGGAGGUCACUGAAGAACAAGCACAGCUCGGAGAGAAAACAGACCCCACUGACAGACCAGCAGCAGUAAAUGACCAAGGGACAAAAGAGUGCUAAACUCUGAAGCUGUUCUGAAGCAGUACUAAGUAAGGUCAUCAACUAGGUUAAAAUGCAGUGUUGUGUUCCCUUGGUGGAGAGGUAUUGCAGUGAAAGAGAAGGGCGGAGUACUGAGUAACCUCAGGUCAUUUCUGCUACCGGUGUUAGCUCUAAGUGUGUUCAAGAAAUGUGUUAAAGCUUAAUUACAGAAGUGUAUUUAAGGAUUUAUUUAUCAAAAAACUGAGUUCACAGAAUCAUGGAAUUAACCAGGUUGGAAAAGACCUUCAAGGUCAUUGAGUCCAGCCUUUUAUAAGGCACUAAACCAGUUUCUCAUGCUGUUGCUUAGCUAGUUGAGGUUCCUAACAGUCACAUCUGAUAGUGCAAUAAUGACUGCAGGAAUAAAAUCAUAGGAAGUUUUGGUUGCAAGAGACCUUUAAAUUAAACUAGUCUAACUGUUAACUCAGCAUUGCUAGGUCACUCCUAAGCACCUCAUCUACAUGUCUCUUAAAUCCCUUCAGGGAUGGGGCCUCCAGCGCUUCCCUGAGGAGCCCAUUCCUGUGCUUUACAACUGUCUGUGAAUAAUUUUGUGCUAAUAUGCAACUUAAACCUCCUCAUGCACAACUUUCCUCCUGUCAUAUGGCUCCUUACCUGAGAGAGGACACUGCCCCCUGCCUUGCACAACCUCUUUUUUAGUAGUUUUAGAGAGCAGUAGGAUGUGCCCUCAACCUUCUUUUCUCCAGGCUAAACAAUGCCCAUUCCCUCAGUCACUCCUAAGAAGACUUCUGCUCUUGACCCUCCGGCAGCUUUAGUGCCCUUUGAAUGUGCUCCAGCUACUUAAUGUCUUGUCUUGUAGUGGAUAUGAAGUAACCUAUGGAUAAGUGCAAGGAGAUUCAGGAGUUGUUGCUUGUGGGGAAGCAGCUGUGAGAUGCUGACAGUAGAUGGGGAUGUAUGCAACUAAUAACAAGUGUCAUUUUGUAAUAAAACACUUGACUGAAUGUUUUUAAACCUGUUUCUUUUUAUCUCUUUUUAAUGUGCAGACUCUCUUUUACUCAGAUGCUACUGGAGAUAAAAUAUCCCUUUUUAGAGAUUUUUUUGGAUUCUGUUGAAUUGCAGUUAAGUUUUGUCCUGGAGUAUUCCCAUUCCAGAAGACUUCCAUGCACUUGAUGUAUUCAGUGGAGCCUUAAAUUCUCAUCUGCCCAGCCAAGAAAAAAUGUUUUGAAGAUCUGCUUAGGGUUUUGUUGGUUUGAGGUUGUUUUUUAGGGGUUGGGGUUUUUUUUGGUUGGUUGGUUUUGAUGGGUUUGUUUAUGUUUUGUUUUGGGGGUUUUCUUUAUUCUGUUUAUAUAGAUGAAAAUCUGAAAUGUUCUGGGUUUAGUUCUUUUUCACACUCCAACAACAGACCACACUGAGUUGGUCUGAGUUGCUGACCUGUGGGCCAGAAGAGGUAACAAGCUAGUUAUUGUAUGUAUCUUCAUUGAACUGGAAGGAAAUGAAUGGUUUUAUUGAAGACCUGCUCUCAUUAAAUGUCUUAACCUUGUUGCUCCUGUAGGCUUUUUAUAUCUUCUAUGUGUGUAUUCAGCCAAGAAAUAUUUUUUUCCUCUCCUUCAUGAAAGACUGAAGGCAUCGACAGUACUGGACUACAAAGGGUGUGUAUAUCUGUCCAGGGAAGCUGCUGUAUCUGCCCUCUUUUAAGUAAAUGGCUGUUUGAGACUA
Molecule: messenger RNA, 2850 nt
Organism: Pogoniulus pusillus (Red-fronted tinkerbird)
Lineage: Eukaryota; Metazoa; Chordata; Aves; Piciformes; Lybiidae
Gene: FNTA
Product: farnesyltransferase, CAAX box, subunit alpha
Exons: 9
Coding region: 44-1135 (363 amino acids)
Biological process (GO): protein farnesylation; protein geranylgeranylation
Cellular component (GO): CAAX-protein geranylgeranyltransferase complex; protein farnesyltransferase complex; cytoplasm
Molecular function (GO): CAAX-protein geranylgeranyltransferase activity; protein farnesyltransferase activity
Source: RefSeq, a predicted model, not a curated record